Messenger RNA from Hevea brasiliensis (rubber tree), 1768 nucleotides. RefSeq names its product serine carboxypeptidase-like. Gene Ontology annotation, molecular function: serine-type carboxypeptidase activity. Gene Ontology annotation, cellular component: vacuole. The transcript is spliced from 9 exons. Bases 113 to 1642 code for a protein of 509 amino acids. NCBI's taxonomy places the organism in Eukaryota, Viridiplantae, Streptophyta, Magnoliopsida, Malpighiales, Euphorbiaceae. The record is from RefSeq and is a predicted model, not a curated record. Gene Ontology annotation, biological process: proteolysis.
UCUCCUUUAAUACCGAGGACGGUUAGGUUUGGACUAACAGCAACUACGCUUUAUAAAAAGGCGUUUCAUUUCUCCUGCACACGCAGGAUUGGAAAGAAGAAGAGACGAGAAAAUGGAGAAACUGACUUUCUGUUGUGUGUUGCUUCUCUCUCUUGUCGCGAUAUCUCGUGCGAAAUUUCCCGACGACCAUCAUCAUCUCCCUCUUCCGAGAUCGACAUUCCCGUCCGUUCAGGCUGGGAAGCUGAUUCGGGAGCUUAAUCUCUUCCCGGCGAAGGACGUCAACGUCUUACGUGACGGCGACGCUGCUCUUCUUGAUGGAAGCAAUAGAAUCGUCGAGAAGCAGUUUAGGUUUCCGAAUGUCGUUGACGACGAGUUUGGUGGGGUUUCUGUGGAGGAUUUGGGCCACCAUGCCGGUUAUUAUAAGAUUGCGAACUCCCACGCUGCCAGGAUGUUUUAUUUCUUCUUUGAGUCACGCAACAGCAAGAAGGACCCUGUUGUUAUUUGGUUGACUGGAGGACCAGGGUGUAGCAGUGAGUUGGCAAUGUUUUAUGAAAAUGGUCCUUUUACUAUUGCAGACAACAUGUCUCUUGUAUGGAAUCCGUAUGGUUGGGACAAGGCAUCAAAUCUUCUGUAUGUUGACCAACCUAUUGGGACUGGAUUCAGUUUUAGUUCUGAUAUACGUGACAUUCGUCACAAUGAGCAGGGAGUUAGUAAUGACCUGUAUGACUUCUUACAGGCCUUCUUUUCAGAGCAUCCUGAAUUUGUCAAUAAUGAAUUUUACAUAACUGGAGAAUCAUAUGCUGGUCACUAUAUUCCUGCUUUUGCUGCUCGAGUUCACCAAGGAAACAAAGCCAAAGAAGGAAUUCAUAUAAACCUUAAGGGAUUUGCCAUUGGCAAUGGGCUUACUGAUCCUGCAAUCCAGUAUGGAGCUUACACAGAUUAUGCUUUGGAUAUGGGAUUAAUUAAACAAUCUGACUAUAAUCGUAUAAACAAGGUGCUUCCAGUGUGUGAAAUGGCAAUCAAGCUUUGUGGCACUGAUGGCACAGUCUCAUGCAUGGCCUCUUAUUUUGUUUGCAACAGUAUAUUCAGUAGCAUCUUGUCACGUGCUGGUGAUAUAAAUUACUACGAUAUCAGAAAGAAAUGUGAGGGGAGCCUCUGCUAUGACUUCUCAAACUUGGAGAAAUUUCUGAACCUGAAAUCAGUUAGGGAUUCGCUUGGCGUUGGGGAUAUAAGCUUUGUGUCCUGUAGCCCUACAGUGUAUCAGGCCAUGCUGAUGGACUGGAUGAGGAAUCUUGAAGCUGGCAUUCCUGCUCUCCUUGAGGAUGGAAUCAAGUUGCUUGUGUACGCUGGAGAAUAUGAUCUUAUCUGUAACUGGCUCGGAAAUUCAAGAUGGGUUCAUGCAAUGGAAUGGUCUGGUCAGAAAGAUUUUGUGGCAUCUUCUGAAGUUCCUUUUGAAGUUGAUGGUUCAGAAGCGGGAGUCUUGAGAAGCCAUGGACCUCUCGCUUUCCUCAAGGUCAACAAUGCAGGGCACAUGGUUCCCAUGGAUCAACCCAAGGCUUCAUUAGAGAUGCUGAAGAGGUGGACUCAUGGAAAACUGUCUGAAGGCACAGCUUAUCCAGAAAAACUGGUUUCUGAGAUGUAAUGCACUGUUAUUUGGUGUUCAAAAAGUAUAUAUUUGCUGUUGGUUUUAAACAGAAUUCUAUAUGAUGUCUGUACCUGGAUAAGAAGGUUAACACAUGGUUGAAUCAAAGAGAACUGUUUUUGCUCA